UCUGCUGACCCAGUUCGCGAGUGUCACCGGACUGCAAGGUAUCGAGUUGUUGAGUGUACGGGAACGUCGCCAUGGACACAGCACGACCAGUGUCUUCCUCUCUUGUGGUGACGGUCUGGUGUCUGUUUGCCGCGGUAUCGUUGUCAUACGCAGACAUCUUGAGUGGCGUGCAGCUGGUUACAGACUUCAGCAAUAACCUCGUGCCUAAACUGUUCCAGGCCUUAGCACCGGGGCGAGAGAACCUGGUAGUUGCUCCAUUUGGCCUCGCUACGAAUAUCGCCAUGUUGCUAGAGGCUGCAAAUGGAGACACGGCCAAAGAAAUUCUCAAAGCAGUCAAUAUCUCACCAAACUCCAUCCCUGAUCUGCGAACUGGCUUCAAAGCCUACUGCGACACGUUUGAGGCAGCUGCAGAAAACCAGGAAGCGGCUGGUUCUUUCAACAUGGCGCUGAUGGCAAGUUCGCAGCCUUUGUUACCAUCUUACAGAGCCAUCUUGAACAAGUACUACCGUGCGAACAUCACGCAUUCCUCGAAAUUGGACAACAUCUCAGUAAAGACGCCUGCGGAUGCUGCCGGGGCACGUCCUGCUGCGAUAAGUCUCGAACUGAGGAGCGAUUCUGGAGUAAUGAGCCACUGGAAGGACUAUGAUCGACUGGCUGCUUUCUCCUUUCUGUCGCAUGAGGCGUCAGCUCCGUUCCAGCGCACACCCACAGACACUGUGCGCGUGCCAAUGGUGCCGCAGGUUGGCGAGUUCCGCGCGGGAAGAAUUUCCCAGCUGAAUGCCCAUGCCGUGGAAAUCCCCUUGGAAGUGGGCAUGGUGACCUUGCUACUGGUGGUGCCUGACUCGGCUGAUAACCUGGAUGAACUUCUGGUGAAGCUGCCAGGAGUGUCUCUGCAGCAGCUGGUGCAGGAGUGGCUGCCCCGCUCUGAUACCACUGUCUCUCUACCGCAACUCACCAUCGUCAGCAGCGCCAUUGACGUCACGCCCUUCCUCCGCCAACUUGGCAUCCGUUUAGUCUUCAAUGCCACGGCUGCGGACCUGAGCGUGGCCACAACGGCGCCGGUCGUCCACGUCAAGUCUGUCACUCAAGACGCCUUCUUUUCUACGUCAUUCGUAUCCGUGAAUUCCGUCGGUUCUCUGUCUACGAACCUAGGUAAGUGCUUUCGCACUGAGCCAUCGACGGUUAAAUUUCUGAUUGGUGUUGGGAAAAUUACAGCGCAAUCACAGAGAAGGAAG
Cryptotermes secundus is the source of this 1235-nucleotide messenger RNA. Its product is annotated as serpin B5. The transcript is spliced from 6 exons. Lineage: Eukaryota; Metazoa; Arthropoda; Insecta; Blattodea; Kalotermitidae. The record is from RefSeq and is a predicted model, not a curated record. Gene Ontology annotation, molecular function: serine-type endopeptidase inhibitor activity. The annotation marks the transcript as partial.